UGCAGCUUUGGCCCAAUCCAGUGUGUCUCACCCAAGCAUGGGCACAGAGGUGCAAGGGUACACACUCGGGGCCGAGGGGUAUCAAUCUUUUUUUGGCCAGUGCUCCGGGAAUAUUCACCAAACGGAUUGUGGAAUAUCAUCGAGCGCCGAGUAAGGAUUUAUAGAAUCCAUUUCCAGGAAGAAAGAAGGGUCUACUUUUACACCACACAGCAGUUUAGCAGAUUCAUUCUUUAUUUUGGCCAAUUGGAAGAAUCAAAGUUUUCUAAAUUCUAGAUUCUAGAAUCUAAAUUUUUGUGCCAGGUUUUUACCUUCGCUAUUGGAUAAAUCUGUGUCCGCCCAUCCGGUUGUUUUUCUCUCCUGUCUUCGACUGAGUCAUCUAAUCGCUUCUCCUUUGAGUUCUCCUCUUCGGGACAACCUCUUGCGAGGAGGCCUCCAUCAUGGUGUUAAUGAAGAUGAAGUUCUCUUUCCAGAAGAGGGUGAAACUAGCCCAGAGCCUGUGGCUGCUCUCCUGGAUGGCCACAGUGGCGGGAUCCAUCACCUUCUGCCUGGGCUGUUUCCUGAAAAUUGAGUUGCGCAAAAGGGCUGAGGUAAUGGGCAACACCGACAUUUACAUCGUACCUCACACCCUGAUGAUCGUGGGCCUGGGCGGUCUGGGGAUCAACUACUUUGCCGGACGAAUCUGUCAGGAUGCCCUGGACCCGAGUCGAUUCCCGCAGUGGAAGACCUUCCUGAAGCCCUACUUUGGCGCCUCCAUGUUCGUCACCUUCCUCAUGUUCAUGGCCAUGCUUAUGAGCUUCAUCAUGAAGGGCUCCCUGGAAUCCUCCCUGCUGAUUGGUCUGAGGAAGGGCAUCCGCUUCUACAAGGAUACGGAUACGCCCGGCCGCUGUUUCCAGAAGCAGUCCAUUGACCGCCUUCAGAUGGAUUUCCAAUGCUGCGGCAACGAUGACUACAGGGAUUGGUUUGAGGUGCAGUGGAUCAGCAAUCGCUACCUUGACCUCAGCACCAAGGACGUUAAAGACCGCAUCAAAAGCAAUGUGGAUGGACGCUACCUGUUGGACGGUGUCCCCUUUAGUUGCUGCAACCCCAGCUCCCCUCGACCCUGCAUCCAGUACCAGCUGACCAACGACACCGCCCAUUUCAGCUACGAGCACCAGACGGAGGAGCUCAACCUAUACCUCCGCGGGUGCAGGGAGGCCCUGGUCAGCUAUUACGGUGGCUUGAUGAACACCAUCGGAGUGAUUGUACUCUCUGUGCUCCUGGUUCAGGGCUCAGUCCUGGCCAGCCUCAGGUACCUGCAGACAUCCCUGGAGGCGCUGGAGGGACAGGCGGACGCAGAGGCCGAGUCCGAGGGCUACCUCCUGGAGAAGAGCGUGAAGGAGACCGUGAUGGAGUGGUUAGAGCCUGUGCUCAAACUUCUUCAGCUGAACCAGGUGGCCUCUGAGGAGGGGGACGCAGCGCCAGCCUGAGCCUGAAGAUGGCAGUCAUUUGUGUUUCAAUAGUGGAAGUGAUGAUGUGACACCCCAAUGAAUAUUUAAUUGGUACUGGUAAAAAUUAAAUGCAACAUCCUGCUGAUAUCACUUAACUUAAGUGAACAUUCCAGUCUGGAAACAAGGUGCUGUACAGUAUGCACAACAUAUACUGUCUUCAGUUGAGCCUGAGUAAAAUGUUAACUAUUUCCCAUAAAGUCGUUUAAUUUUAAUGGUGAAAUAACACAAAAUUCAUGUUGAAACCAUUUAUACGCUGUUUAUGACCUUCCUUCAUAUGCAGUUUAUUGACUUACCUUUAGCACCAAUCAAACUGGAAUUACAGUGAAGAGAAUUACUGGUUGGACACAAUUUCUGCUCCCUUUUUAUACAUCAUUAGUGUGGUUAUUAUCAUUAUUAUUGGGAAAAUAAAAAGGGAAAUGUUGUCUGGCUUUAAUAAAGUUCAUUUUUUCAACCUUAGCACUGACAACACUGACAACAAAAAUCUGUUUGCAUGUUAAGUAACCACAGAAUACCACAUUUAAACGCUGGCUGUAGUGACUCAUUGCUCCAAUAUGUAACUGAAGAGAAAAUACAGUACUGUAAAAUUUUAAGCAAAUGGAACAUAAUAAAUGUUGAGGUUUUUAAACUGC
Molecule: messenger RNA, 2116 nt
Organism: Clupea harengus (Atlantic herring)
Lineage: Eukaryota; Metazoa; Chordata; Actinopteri; Clupeiformes; Clupeidae
Gene: rom1a
Product: retinal outer segment membrane protein 1a
Biological process (GO): visual perception
Cellular component (GO): plasma membrane
Source: RefSeq, a predicted model, not a curated record